AUGGAAGGGGAAGCGUUUCGCUAUGAUCCAGCUAACAACUACGACAGCCAUCCUCAACUUCAUAUUGGACAAAUGACCGAUGUUUGCUCAUAUUGUGAUGCUCUCAAGUGGCCUGGAGAAGCACCAGAUAUGUGUUGCUCUGGUGAUGCUAUAGCCAAUGAUGGAAAUGCUGACAAUCUUGGUAAAUUAGUGAUCCAGAGUUGGUAUCCAGGCGGAAAUUAG
This is a messenger RNA of Didymodactylos carnosus, 222 nucleotides long. Lineage: Eukaryota; Metazoa; Rotifera; Eurotatoria; Philodinida; Philodinidae. The record is from the annotation of a GenBank genome assembly.